AUGAUGGGAGGACACAGUGCAGGUGACCCGCUCUGUGCAACUCUUGGAAGCUCCGAGGCGUUGCCUUGUGGCUUUGGCCCGUCUCCCGGAAGUGGCGGGGCCAUGCCUCUGAGCAUGCCAGAGCCCGUGACCAGCCUCAAGCAUCUAGCAGGCAUCAGUGCAAAGCAGGACCAAGAGAUCCUUCACACCCUUCAGUCCAGUGGCUUGGCGCUGAAUUUGAAGAGCCUGGACGAGCCGGAAGCGGAUAUCAACCAGAUGCUGUCGAUAGCCACACAGGGCAGUGCGCAUGAGUCCAAGACCUCGUCGGCGAUGCCGGAGCCAGCAACAGCUUCCAAAGUGCGGCUGAAAAGCAGCUCCAUGGUCGAGGCGGAGGAAUAUGUUCGAGGCUACCGUCCCCAGAGCCACGCCCACAGCAUCCAGUAUCCAAGUGGAGUGCGGGUGGAUUUUCGGGAGUUGGCGCCAGUGAUGCGGGUGGUGGCCAUCGCCAACUCCCAGUCGCUGCUGCGCAUCCAGCAGGCCAUCGACAGUGGCAUGCACGUUCGAACCGCCUUGCACGCCUUCAGGGAGUGUGACCGGGAUGGCUGUGGCUUCCUGACCUGGAGCAAUGGCCAGAUCCGAGAUUUUGUGACGACGGUCUUCAUCCAAUUGGGCCUAGUGCCCCCCGCCGAGAUGCAGACUUACGCAGCCCACACACUCUUCGACAUGAACAGGACCAUGUGCCUGUCGGCGUGCGAUUGCCUCUGCUUGGUGGAUGCCUUGCUCCGCGCCAUUUUCCUGGUGGAUGGGCAAGAGCAGGCCAGCCGCCGGCCUGUCUCGUCCUUUUCCUCCAGCCUCAGCUCUCCAGUGGCUGAGGAGCUGAAGCAGGCACAGGCGGAGACAGAGAGGCUGAGGCAAGAGCUUGAGGAGUUGAAGGCGGCUGAAGCUGCAGCAGCUGAAGAUGAACACCUUGGGAGGUUGGGGCGGCAAUCGCCUGCAAAAGCGAGCCAAGGCGCUCCGCUGCCACUCCGGGGGCCGCCGGCUCCAGCGCGCCAAGUCCGUGCCCAGCGGCUGCCAAGCCCCCACGAGGUGCUCUCGUUAUGGCUGCAUUGGCUGGAGAGGCUUUGGCGGAAGGGCACCAGGAACGCGGGCCAGCGCAGCGCAGUGGCCUUGAGGAGUAUGACCGCACGGUGCAUGAGCUGA
This is a messenger RNA of Durusdinium trenchii, 1179 nucleotides long. Lineage: Eukaryota; Dinophyceae; Suessiales; Symbiodiniaceae. The record is from the annotation of a GenBank genome assembly.